This is a messenger RNA of Salvia miltiorrhiza (redroot sage), 3072 nucleotides long. RefSeq names its product receptor-like protein 7. Lineage: Eukaryota; Viridiplantae; Streptophyta; Magnoliopsida; Lamiales; Lamiaceae. The transcript has a single exon. Gene Ontology annotation, molecular function: protein binding. The record is from RefSeq and is a predicted model, not a curated record. Bases 347 to 2905 code for a protein of 852 amino acids.
UGUAUUUAAAGCAAAUGAAUGUAUCUUAGCUGCAAGUUUGAUUAAUUAGUUUGUUUUCACAAUGCUUUCAAAGUUGUUUUUCAUUUCUUUACUUUCCUCCUUCAUUUUCCUUACUCAUUCUUGUUUGCGCACACUACUCUUACCAAUCCUUAUACAUAUAUCAACUUGAUAAAAAUGAAUUUUAAACGAUAUUGGGAUUAUCUUUUGCACUUUUUCGCUUCCACACUUGCUUUUCUUCUCUAUAAUAAUCUGGGUAACUAUAGCAUGCGAAAAAACGUUUGAUUAGCUGUGUAUUUAAAGCAAAUGCAUGUAUCUUAGCUGCAAGUUUGAUUAGUUUGUUUUCACAAUGCUUUCAAAGUUGUUUUUCAUUUCUUUACUUUCCUCCUUCAUUUUCCUUACUCAUUCUUGUCUUGACCAUCAAAAAACCUUGUUGCUUCAACUCAAGGAUGAGUUGAGCUUCAAUUCUUCUCUUUCAACAAAAUUGGUGCGAUGGAAUGAAAGGGAUGAGUGCUGCAAGUGGCCCGGUGUGGCAUGUGAUGCUGCUGGCUACGUCGUUAGUUUGCAGCUCCAUAAUGAGUCCAUUUCUGGUGGAAUCGCGGAUUCAUCGAGUCUCUUCAGACUUGAAUAUCUAGAGAAUCUUAACCUGGCCUACAAUAAGUUCAACUACACUCCCAUUCCGAAAGGUAUUCACAAUCUCACCUAUUUGACACACUUGAAUUUAUCCAAUGCUGGAUUUGGUGGGCAGGUUCCACUCCAACUUUCCUUCUUGAGAAGAUUGGUUUGUCUCGAUAUCUCCAAUUGGGAUUUUGGAGCUCUAAGUAUUGAGUACCCAAAUCUGGAGAUGCUUCUCCCAAAUCUAACAGGGCUUCGAGAGCUCUAUCUUGAUGGUGUCAAAGUUACUUCCUCUCAUGAGAGGAGAAAAUGGAGCCACAUUAUAUCAUCAUAUUUACCCAACCUCACUGCGUUGAGCUUGCGUGGUUGUGGUUUAUCUGGCCCUUUAGCUAAGUCCUUUGGGCAACUCCAUUCCCUUUCCUUCCUUCGACUAAAUUAUAACGAUCUUGGACCAGAACUUCCAGACUUGUUCGCCAAUUUUCCAACUUUGACCACUUUGUCUCUUCGUGGCUGCAAUUUGAAGGGUUCGAUUCCAUCCACCUUUGCUAACCUAACCAAGCUGAUUCGUGUCGAUUUGUCAGGCAAUUCAUUAUCUGGUAACAUUCCCCACUCUCUCUUUGCUCUCCCUUCAUUGUUGGAACUUGAUCUUAGCUACAAUCAAUUUAGUGACACUUUCCAACUGGACAACUUUCGAAAUCUUGCCAAUCUAACCCGACUUGAUCUAUCUCACAAUCGAUUGUCAGUAGAUGUUGGCAACCUCAAUUCAACUUCAUAUGGAAGUCUCCAACUAAAAGAGUUAAGUCUAGCUUCAUGUAAUUUGUCCCAUUUUCCUAAUUUCAUCAAAUAUUUGGAUAUGGAACAACUGGAUCUCUCAGAGAAUCGGAUUGGUGGGGAGAUACCUAUUUGGAUUUGGGGAACACAGCUUCAGUAUUUGGACCUCUCUUCUAAUCUUCUAACAGAUCUGCAAAAGCCUUACCAUAUCCCUGCUUCUCUUGAAGAGCUAUACUUGGACUCUAACCAGCUCAAGGGUGAGUUGCACUUGCUCAUUCCAUCUGCGUCUCAACUCUGGUACUUGUCUCUUGCUAAUAACAGUUUAAGUGGAUCGAUUUCAACCUCCCUCUGCAGUGCCACACAACUCAAUACUCUCGACUUGUCUGGCAAUAAAUUAAGUGGCAACAUACCACCAUGCCUACUUGAAAACAUUUCAGGAUUAGAUCUACGGCAAAAUAACAUUAGCGGUAGCAUUCCAGAUAAUUUUCCAAUGGAUUGUAGGCUAGAAUAUUUGGAUGUUAACAAUAAUACUUUAGAAGGGAAAAUCCCGAAGUCCCUCCAAGGUUGUUGGAGGUUGCAGUUCUUGAAUGUUGGGAACAACAACAUCAACGACACUUUCCCAUGCAUGCUAUCAUCCAUGUUGGGACUGUAUGGUCUUGUUUUGCGUUCCAACAGAUUCCAUGGAGAAGUGACAUGUCACACAAGCUGGCCACAGCUUCAAAUUAUAGAUAUAUCUUCAAAUAAUUUCAGUGGAUCUCUGGAAUCAAUAAACUUCUCUAGUUGGAGAUCAAUGGUGUUCAAAGACAUUAAUGGCUACUACCCACGGUCCAUCUCACUAACCAUUAAAGGGCAUUUCGUUGAGCUUGAUAAGAUUUGGGUAGACUUUGGUACCAUUGAUUUCUCUUGCAAUAAUUUUGAAGGAGAGAUACCAAAUGCAAUUGGUGAUUUUGGCUCACUUCAUCAGCUCAACUUCUCCCACAAUGCCCUCAAUGGAAGCAUCCCAAACUCAUUUGGUCAAUUGAGGAACCUCGAAUCUCUCGAUCUCUCUGGAAACCGACUGACGGGGCUGAUCCCGGUGGAGCUUGCAGGCCUCACAUUCCUUUCAUCUUUGAAUCUGUCCUUCAAUAAGCUGGUUGGAGAGAUCCCAAAUGGGCGUCAAUUUCAAACAUUUUCAGCUGAUUCCUUCAAAGGAAAUGCAAGGUUGUGUGGUUUCAAUCUCAACAUAAGCUGCAGUCAUACUGAUGGCAGUGAUCAUUUGUCGCCACAAGACGAUGAAAAUGGGGAAGAUCAGAAGAGUGAGAUAGAGUGGGAAUACGUGUGUGCUGCAGUUGGAUAUGUUGUGGGCUUAGGAAUCAUUGUCUGGUUACUUCUUUUCUGCCGAAGCUUCAAAGAAAGAUAUUUCGAGAAAAUAGAAGAGGUUGUUGACAAGAUUUUCUACGAGAGAGCGAGGAAAAGAAGGCAUGAAAGAAGAAGGAAAAGAGUAGAGAUGAGAAAAGAGAUUAGGAGACAGCAGCGAAGUUGAUGAUAUGCAAUUUAGAUACUUUAUAAUAAACAAGGGUGUUUAGGGUUUGAUGUGAGUGUGAAUGUUUUGUUCCGCUGUUUUUUGUUUUUUUGUUGUCUUUGGGCAUGUAAAAGAGAUUCUGUGUGUUGGUAACUAUGUCAUUUAAUUUUACGAGAAUUAGCAUAAAA